Messenger RNA from Neurospora hispaniola, 2623 nucleotides. RefSeq lists its product as uncharacterized. The transcript has 3 exons. The record is from RefSeq and is a predicted model, not a curated record. Bases 215 to 2164 code for a protein of 649 amino acids. NCBI's taxonomy places the organism in Eukaryota, Fungi, Ascomycota, Sordariomycetes, Sordariales, Sordariaceae.
GAGCUGGUCACUCAUUCCCGCUCGCGCCCUUGAUUCUAUUCCGUUGUCAAACUCCAUCUUCUAGUAUUCUCUUAACAAAAUGCAGCUACUGCAUGAUAAUAUCUAAACCAAACCAUCCCGCCAUUUCUUUCACAACGUGGCCAGCCAUUUGCCACCUUCUCUUCAUUCUCGAUUACCUAACCACAUCCUCACCCUGCCACCCGUUGUCGCCAUCAUGGUCCGCACUCGAGCUCAGAUAGAUCAACCCUUGACAGGAAAUCGACCCCAGGGCAUCCGCAAAAGCGCACCUCAAAAGCUCCGUCGCCUCCGAGACCCAGACCCGACAGGCACGCCACAUGAGCAAGCUCUAUCAGAUCAAGUGAAAGUCCCGUCAUCUCCAACGGGUGGACCUCUAAAACGAAAGAAUCGACAAAUAUCCGUCGAACGCAAAAAUCAGGAGCUGUUGCAUGCCGUUGCAGAUCCACUCAAGCAUACUUCAGACGAACACUCUCGGAAACGCAGACGAACAUCUCCUGACCAACAAGACCCUUCUAACCAUUCUCUCCGUCCCGCAGGCAACUCUCCGCCCCUUUCUAAGCCUCUCGAGCCCCCAGCUUUGCCAAAUCUGCCAGUAUCGCCGGCUCUCGUCCCGAGGAGAGAAGGCUCUUGGCCCAAGAAAUAUUUCGAACAGGACGAUUACACUAGGAAAGAUUUUGAUAAGCUAAUGGACUCAACUACAAGGGUUCAAGCCCUUCUGUUCCCAUGUUACGAUCCAGUCGCAAGGCUUCGUUUCGCGGAAAGGGAUGCCUCGGCAUCUCUCAGCCGCAAGCGAUCUGGAUCUAACAGUUCCACAUCAACUUCGAUGCCGCCACCUUCUACAACGAUGGCGUCCAGCGAUUGGAGACCAAGAGAAGAGAAGAGCGCCCCGUACCGGAGUGUCCAAUACGAGUCCGCACUCGAGGCUAAUGGUUCAUACAUGAAGACGUCACCGUUUGGUAUUACGGAUGAGAGCAAGAACCUUUGCAGGACCCUCCUCAACACUGAACAACCAGCUCCUAAAGGCACACUCUUCGACGACGAUGUCUUUGAGAGUACCUGCGAGAGUCUUGCGAACAAGAACGAGGCGACGGUUUUCCUAGAUAUUCUUCGGCUGAUCGUUCCUUCGGCGGUGCAUUACGCUCUUCGUGCCAAACACCUCGAACACCUCAAUCACCUUACCGAAAGUGUGAAUGAGGGCUGGAACAGAUGUUUCCCCUUGACCGGCAUUCGUCCUCAGCCCGAUUACUCUGUUGGUUUCCAACGAGACGCCUUCACCCAAGACCAGAUCGAUAAACUCAUGCCCUUUACUGGUGACAUGGGAUACCGGUCCCUUUUCAAGGCCACAUACCACAUGUACUUUCCGUUCCUCACCUGUGAGAUGAAGUGCGGCGCUGCGGCACUCGAUAUCGCAGACCGCCAGAAUGCCCACAGUAUGACACUUGCGGUGCGAGCCAUCGUCGAGCUCUUCCGUAUUGUCAAGCGCGAAGAUGAAGUUAACCGGCAAAUUCUUGCCUUCUCCGUCUCGCACGACCACCAAUCUGUACGGAACUACGGCCAUUACCCGGUCAUAACAGAAAAAGACACCAAAUAUUAUCGGCACCCGAUCCGCAAGUUUGACUUUACUGACUUGGACGGCAAGGAGAAGUGGACAGCGUACCGAUUCAUCAAGAACAUCUACGAUAUAUGGGUGCCCGAUCAUUUCAAGAGGAUUUGCUCUGCCAUUGACCAGUUGCUGGUGCCAGAUUCCGGAAAUUCAUCGCCUUCUGAGGCAACUGGACUUUCGCAGAAUUUGGGAAAUCUGAUGCAGUCAGAGCAGCCCAUGGCCACUUCAUCGCAGAACUUGGGAAAUCCGAUGCAGUCAGAGCAGCCCAUAGCCACUCCACCGCAUGACUUGAGAAAUUUGGUGCAAUCGGAACAGCCUACAGCCCCUCCAUCGCAGGACGUGGGGAAUCCGGUGCAGUCGGAGCAACCUACAGCCCCUCCAUCGCAGGACGUGGGGAAUCCGGUGCAGUCGGAGCAACCUACAGCCCCUCCAUCGCAGGACGUGGGAAAUACGCUGCAGUCGGAGCAACCUACAGCCCCUCCAGACACUUCACGUACAAGACCGAAGGCGGCAAAGAGGAGGAAGGGUCAAGUCAAGACGUGAAUACGUAGGUAGCAUUGUUUUGGAUAUCACACAAGCCGUCGUGACGUGAUGGUCAGUUGGUGCGUGUCCCCCCCAAUUAUUCUCCUUCCCUUGAGUCCCUGAAGUCGCCCGUCUCUUCAAGUUCCAUCUCGAAUUUAAAUUCCCGGAAUGAUUAAUUGCUGGGAAGCUGCUUCUCUCCGGGCAGUUCAAUUGCCACUGUCAUUAGACAUGAAAGCCAUCAUAGAACCGUAGACGACAGACAGCCCGAGAACGCUUCGUUCUUUGUAGCACCUAGGUACUUUUUCAACAUACAUGCCUGACCCAUCCUUGUUGCCCGAGUCUAAGUAAUCCAGGCCACUUCAUUCUCCUAGAAGGCCCCGCUCGUCCAAGAUAAAUUACAUACACGCAGGUAGUAGGUACGGUAGUAACGUAGACUGCGGCCGUGUCGGACCAAAGAAAGCACGAUACCUUUUUUUUUUC